Messenger RNA from Scheffersomyces stipitis CBS 6054, 1208 nucleotides. It is a transcript of the gene CST20, whose product is annotated as mitogen-activated protein kinase kinase kinase kinase. Bases 1 to 1062 code for a protein of 353 amino acids. Gene Ontology annotation, biological process: protein phosphorylation; intracellular signal transduction; regulation of MAPK cascade. The transcript has a single exon. Gene Ontology annotation, molecular function: protein serine/threonine kinase activity; ATP binding. NCBI's taxonomy places the organism in Eukaryota, Fungi, Ascomycota, Pichiomycetes, Serinales, Debaryomycetaceae. Gene Ontology annotation, cellular component: cytoplasm. The record is from RefSeq and is a predicted model, not a curated record.
AUGAAGGAGCAGCAGCAACAGCAACAACAGGCUCCUAAGGCACCCGCAGCUUCUCCAGAAGCGCAGAGAAAGAAGCCUAACCAACAGCCUGUAAGAGACGCUAAGCAAGCAGCUAUUCUAGCUCAAAAGAAGCGUGAAGAGAAGAAACGCAAGAACCAGCAGAUUAUCGCCAAAUUGCAGUCCAUUUGUAGUGAAGGUGAUCCAAAUGAAAAGUAUAAGGAUUUGACGAAGAUUGGACAAGGUGCUUCUGGAGGCGUUUUCAUUGCUCAUGAAAUUGGAAGCAAUUCCAAGACUGUUGCUAUAAAGCAGAUGAAUUUGGAGCAGCAACCCAAAAAAGAAUUGAUCAUCAACGAAAUCUUGGUCAUGAAGGGUAGCAAACAUCCCAACAUUGUGAACUUCAUAGACUCAUAUCUCUUAAAGGGAGACUUAUGGGUCGUUAUGGAGUACAUGGAAGGGGGUUCUUUGACAGAGAUUGUCACACAUAGUGUCAUGACCGAAGGCCAGAUUGGUGCUGUAUGUCGUGAAACGUUGAAGGGGUUGAAAUUUUUACACUCCAAGGGUGUUAUUCACCGUGAUAUUAAGUCUGAUAAUAUUUUGUUAAAUAUCGAUGGUAAUAUCAAAAUGACUGACUUCGGUUUCUGUGCUCAAAUCAACGAGCUUAAUCUCAAGAGAACUACAAUGGUGGGAACUCCCUACUGGAUGGCUCCAGAAGUUGUUUCCAGAAAGGAGUACGGACCAAAGGUUGAUAUUUGGUCUUUGGGUAUCAUGGUGAUUGAGAUGAUUGAAGGUGAACCUCCAUACUUGAACGAGACACCUUUGAGAGCUCUCUAUUUAAUUGCAACUAACGGUACGCCUAAGUUGAAGGAGCCUGAGGCUUUGAGUUACGAUAUAAGAAAGUUCUUGUCGUGGUGUUUGCAAGUUGAUUUUAACAAGCGUGCCAAUGCAGAUGAAUUAUUGAACGACAAGUUCAUCCUAGAAAGUGACGACGUCUCAUCUUUGAGUCCUUUGGUCAAGAUAGCCAGGAUGAAAAAAGCCAACGAAAGCGAUGAUAUGAGUGCUUGACUUGUUGUCCAAUUGAUUGAGUUUAUAGUCACGAUUGCAUUUAAAGAGACUUAUAUGCUCUAUAUUUUUGUAAACAUAUCAACUCUAAUUCUAUCCUAAUUGUAUAAAUAAAAACUUGGAGCAACAACGUUAAAUUAUAAUAACUU